Messenger RNA from Dictyostelium purpureum, 192 nucleotides. RefSeq lists its product as uncharacterized. Lineage: Eukaryota; Evosea; Eumycetozoa; Dictyosteliales; Dictyosteliaceae. The coding region runs from base 1 to 192 and encodes 63 amino acids. The record is from RefSeq and is a predicted model, not a curated record. The transcript has a single exon. Gene Ontology annotation, cellular component: mitochondrial intermembrane space. Gene Ontology annotation, biological process: mitochondrial respiratory chain complex IV assembly. Gene Ontology annotation, molecular function: copper ion binding; copper chaperone activity.
AUGUCAAUCCAAGAAAACACCCAAUCUGUUGAAGCCCCAGUUGUUGCUGCACCAAAAAAGAAAAUGUGUUGUGCUUGUCCAGAAACCAAAAAAACAAGAGAUGAAUGUAUUGUUAAUAAUGGUGAAGAUAAAUGUGCUCAAUUCAUCGAAGCCCACAAAGCCUGUUUAAGAAGUGAAGGUUUUGAUGUUUAA